CUGAACGACGUCAACUAUGCCCAAUGGGCGGAGAUGCGGGCCUACUUGGCUGAGAACAAGCUCUGGUUCCUAGUCAUCCGAACCAUCAAGGAGCCGAGUGCAGGGGACCCGGAGCACAUCACCUACCUCGAGAAGUCGGCUCAGGCCGCUGGGGCCAUGUUCCUUGCUGUGGAUGCGUCCCAGCAUGUUCAUUUUACCGGGAUCGAGUUGGAUGCACCUCUGAUCUGGGCCAAGCUCCAAUCCGUCCACCUUCAGAAGGUUUCUGGGGCGCAUUACAACGCUCUGGAUGCUGUUUUCGCCGUCAGAAAGCAGCCUGACGAGUCACUGCCUUCCCUGGCCUCCAGGGUGGACACCCUCGUUCAGACCUUCAAGGACUUGUGCCCGGACAGCUACACGCUCGAGCAGCUGCUCGCAGAUCUAGCUGCCAUGUCCAUGCUUCGAUCCCUGCCCCAGGAGUAUGACUCCUUCACUUCAGGUCUCAUUCAGCGGGAUGCCACCAAGUCUGAGAUUGUUCAAGCUCUCGUGCAGGAGCACCAGACGCGG
Messenger RNA from Punctularia strigosozonata HHB-11173 SS5, 543 nucleotides. RefSeq lists its product as uncharacterized. The transcript has a single exon. The annotation marks the transcript as partial. Lineage: Eukaryota; Fungi; Basidiomycota; Agaricomycetes; Corticiales; Punctulariaceae. The record is from RefSeq and is a predicted model, not a curated record.